AUGCCCGGAAUUGCAGCGUUCUGGGUUGUGUGUUUGUGGUGCACAGUCGGCUUGCAGAAAGGGUACGUGGUCACCAAGAAGGCGACGCCCCCGCGGCCGUCGCGGCGACCUCGUAAGCUCUCUCCCCGAAUGAACAGCAUUCGGGAAAUUAUUCGUCAGGUUGCGGGUUUCGCGCCGUACGAGAGACGCAUGAUUGAGCUGAUCAAGAUCGGCUCUGCCGCUACGACCAAGAGAGCCCUCAAGUUCGCCAAGAAGAGACUGGGAACCCACCGCCGUGGCAAGGGAAAGCGUCAGGAGUUGCAGAAUGUCGUCGCUGCUCAGCGCAGAAAGGCGGCUGGCCAUUGA
Besnoitia besnoiti is the source of this 345-nucleotide messenger RNA. Its product is annotated as ribosomal protein RPL36. Gene Ontology annotation, molecular function: structural constituent of ribosome. Lineage: Eukaryota; Apicomplexa; Conoidasida; Eucoccidiorida; Sarcocystidae. The transcript is spliced from 2 exons. Bases 1 to 345 code for a protein of 114 amino acids. Gene Ontology annotation, biological process: cytoplasmic translation. Gene Ontology annotation, cellular component: ribosome; cytosolic large ribosomal subunit. The record is from RefSeq and is a predicted model, not a curated record.